Molecule: messenger RNA, 1320 nt
Organism: Gastrolobium bilobum
Lineage: Eukaryota; Viridiplantae; Streptophyta; Magnoliopsida; Fabales; Fabaceae
Product: phosphoribosylglycinamide formyltransferase, chloroplastic
Exons: 6
Coding region: 78-1025 (315 amino acids)
Biological process (GO): 'de novo' IMP biosynthetic process
Cellular component (GO): chloroplast; cytoplasm
Molecular function (GO): phosphoribosylglycinamide formyltransferase activity
Source: RefSeq, a predicted model, not a curated record
UUUUUUUUUUUUUUUGUCCAAAUUAAUUUUUUAUUUUUUUAUUUCAAAACAUUUGAUAUCUUCAAAUUAAAAUUUCCAUGGAAGCUCAACAAAUUCUUUCUAGCUUUUGUCCAAAAUCAUCAUCAGUGUCAUCAAUUCCAAUUGCAAAACAACCAUUCUCUUUAAAGUUCCCUACUUUACCUUCUUCUUCUUCUUCUUUAUGCCCUUCUAUUCAGUUCCAGAAUCUUGAGGUUCCUCCUAGUGGAGCUUUUCAUGCCAUCUGCACUGUUCACAGAGGAGUGUGUUCUAGUUCUAGGAGGAGAAUAUGGUGUAGCAGGAGUAAUAUUUCUACAGAACCAAAGGAGGGGCAUGGGGUGAAAGCUCAGGUCAUGGUGAGAAGGAAAAAGCUGGCAGUUUUUGUGUCUGGUGGAGGAUCCAACUUCAGAUCAAUUCAUGAGGCAUCCAAAAGGGGAUCACUUCAUGGAGAUGUUCUUGUACUGGUCACAAAUAAAAGCGAGUGUGGAGGUGCAGAGUAUGCAAGAAAUAAUGGAAUCCCGGUUUUAUUGUUCCCAAAAGCAAAGGAUGAAUGCGAUGGAUUAUCUCCUAGUGACCUCGUUGAUACACUAAGGAGAUUUGAGGUUGAUUUUAUUCUUUUAGCUGGAUACCUCAAACUUAUACCAGUGGAAUUGAUCCGUGCUUAUGAAAGAUCUAUAUUAAACAUUCAUCCAUCACUUCUUCCAGCUUUUGGAGGCAAGGGUUACUAUGGUAUGAAGGUGCAUAAAGCAGUAAUUGCUUCUGGAGCAAGAUUUUCUGGUCCUACUGUUCAUUUUGUCGAUGAACACUAUGACACGGGACGUACCCUUGCCCAGCGUGUUGUCCCUGUGCUUGCUAAUGAUACUGCAGAGGAGUUGGCUGCAAGGGUUCUUAGGGAGGAGCACCAGUUAUAUGUGGAGGUGGUAGAGGCUUUAUGUGAAGAGCGUAUAGUUUGGAGGGAAGAUGGUGUUCCUCUCAUCCGAAGCAAAGGAAACCCCAAUGAGUUUCAUUGAUUAUCGUUGACAUGGGUAUUUUGGUUGGAGAUUUUGUUUAUGAAACUUAACAUUCACACUGAAUCAGUUGCUAAUGAAACUUCAUAUUUACACCGGGGUACUCAUGUAGCUCCCCCUCCAAGAAUAUAAUAAGCAAGAAGUGUCAAACUUUUCUCCCGAUUACCUGUUUUGUAUAAACUUCAAUCUGCUCUCAAUAUUCAUAUUGGGUCGAUCUUAUUUUUUGGCCUCCUUCAUUCCCCACACAAGAUUUCAUUAACAUGUCAUGAUUUUGCCCCAUUAAUAAAGAAAUUGUCUA